AUGUCGCAGCCACUUAUGGUCUCCGGUACCAUACCUGCGCCUGAAUCGAAUGUCAGAUCACGAUGGUUGUACUUGGACAAUUUCCUCCGCCAUGCCGGCCCUUUCAGCGAUGAAGACUUCGAGACGAGUGAGGAGGCGGCGUCAAAUAUUGAGAGAAUGAAUAUACUGGUCAUGUUGGUUGCCUGGGCACAUUUUGAGGUGUAA
Molecule: messenger RNA, 204 nt
Organism: Cadophora gregata
Lineage: Eukaryota; Fungi; Ascomycota; Leotiomycetes; Helotiales; Ploettnerulaceae
Exons: 3
Coding region: 1-204 (67 amino acids)
Source: RefSeq, a predicted model, not a curated record